Molecule: messenger RNA, 951 nt
Organism: Fusarium pseudograminearum CS3096
Lineage: Eukaryota; Fungi; Ascomycota; Sordariomycetes; Hypocreales; Nectriaceae
Exons: 3
Coding region: 1-951 (316 amino acids)
Source: RefSeq, a predicted model, not a curated record
AUGCAACUCCCAAUACUUUCUCCUGCCCCGGAUAAGGCCAUGACUUUAUACGCAGCGGGUUUCAACGCAUGGAACCAGCUUGAUUUUGAAUCUUCGCCAACGGACCGAGAGCCCGAUGAUUUGUUCACUUUUGCAAAGGUCCAGACAGACAAGACUAUUGUCCAGCAAAAUAAUACAUGGGCUUUUGCCGGAUCAUACCCCAGCAAGCUUCUCUAUCGCGAAGCCAACACUUGCUUGUUCAACACACCAAAUGCCGAAUCAGGAGACGGAAAAGUCUUGAAUGGCCAGGGCUCAUCUAUUGUUCAGUACACAUCCUUAGCUGCAUGGAAGGCCAACAAGUGUACUGAAACCUGGCCUUGCGAGUCUCUGGUUCGCCAGAUAGCUGCUUAUGAUACCGGUUUCGUUAUUCUUCUCGAGAAUGGGACUGUUCUUAGCUGCGGCGAUCCUCGAUUCCGAGACUGCCUUGGCCGCGAGGUGGACGAAUCAAGUCCUGCCCACGUACCCAAUGCUGUAGAAGAUCUUAAUGAUCUCGGCGAAUCCAUCAAGAAAGUGUCCGCAGGAGGGUACACCGUUGGAGCCCUAACAGAGAGCGGAGGGAUGUACCUCUGGGGCAUGAAACCACCCGGUUCGCAAAGUCGACAUGCCGCAUUCACUGAUCUUGGUCCUGUACCAAGCUACGUGGAAGUCGAUGGAGACAAAGACGUACAAGACUUUGCAGUUGGAGAGUCACAUGCGAUCGCCCUAACUACUGACGGUUGUAUUUACGUGAUAGGGGACAACACUAAUGGCCAGAUUGGUCUUGGCAAGUCCGUAAAAGAGAGUGCAUUGUGGUCAAAAAUAGAUUUUAUACUCCCUCCAGGUGAGGAGGUGGUGGCUGUUGAAGCUGGUCCAAGGGCAUCUUUUAUAAUCACAGCAAAGAUGCAAUCAAAACAAUGCCAAAGCUCAGAAUGA